AACAAACAGAAUGCUAACAAAAAUCUGACAUCUUAAUACCGUCAAACAUGGCCGCUGUUCACGGUUAACAGCCGGCCAGGUUAUUUAAUCCGCUUUGUUCACGCAGGUUAAUUAUAAUAAGUUGAUUUUUUGACAUUUGUUUUCAAAGUUGCAUUUUCAACGUUACGCUCCUCAACGCCUUCAUUCAGUUUAGGCACAGCCAACGAGAGUUGCCCACGAAAGCCUCUGCUUCAUUCACUGUGUCUGCCAUAUGACUUUUAUUCUGCUGUACAAAUGAGACAACAAUCCGUCCCUCAAAUAUAUCCUAAUUUGUGUGCGCCCCACAACAAAUUCUUCAAUACCAGAUGUUCAUAUUUGUUUUUAUUUUGCAAUUGGGAUUGUAAAACGCAAAAACCAACAAAAUAUUUUAGCAAAUAUUCUUUGCAGCUAUUAAAUAAUGGACCCCAUUGCUGUUAUUUUGGUAUAUUUGGAUAGUAAAGGUGAUCGUCUACUAUAUCGUUAUCCAUAUUUGCCGCCAGAAAAAUUGUCAAACUGUGGCAUUCAACAUGUGGGCAGUAGUGGCAGUUUGAAUGUGGCUCAAAAAAAGGGAAAGCAUCGCUUUGCUAUAAAAAAUUAUUGCUCCUCCGAUGACUUGUUGCAGAACCAAACUGCAAGCAGUACCAACAACAUAGCCAUAACUGUAACAAAGGGCGGACAAUUGCAGGGAUUUUCCGAUGAUGUCUUAGCACCCUUGUUUGCGGUAAAGCCUCAAUUGUGUAAUCAAAAAUUCGAGCUCAAAGUUAACGAUGUGCGGUUUGUAAGUCAUCCUACAUUGGUGCCUAGAAAGGAGCGACCUGCUUUUACCAAUCAAAUGACCACAAUUGCCCCAACCACAUGUCAGCAACCUCAACAGAUCCUAGUGAAUAUUGUUUUCGCAUUGCAUGCACAAGCGAGCUACUCAAUAGUAAAGUGUUACUAUGAUCUCAGUAAACGUUUAGGUUUAGCAUUGAAAGUUGAGGAGCAGCGAAUUGGAUAUUUGACGGACGAAACGAUAGUAAUGACGCGAACGCAUGAUGAAGUUUCAUCGAAGAAUUUACCCCUAGAAAGGGCUUUCGAAGUAAUCUCAGACCGGUGUUCUUUGGCACAGGCAUUAAAGUCUAUUUACCAUGAUUUGUGCACUACAGGCCUGCUAAAUGUUAUCAUUAACCAAAAUCUUACACUGAGUUUCUGUUUACCUGCCAAAGCGCACCAACUCCAUAAGAAAGGUAGCAUGGUAGAUCCCGAAACAAUUGAUAGUUGCUUAAGAUGCCUUAAACCUUAUCAUGGCAUGCUUUUAUUGGUUGAUUUUGCCGAACUUUUGGAUUGUGUACCACCAGCAGGGGCUAGGAUGCUUUUGCAAUUAAUUGAAGUUUAUACGCCACUAAUGAGUUUGCAAAGUAUGGCUUCUGAUGCAGAUCUAAAUAUAGAAUACGUUUAUAAAUUGGUGUCGCAUCUCGUUUAUUGGGCCAAAGCUACCAUCAUAUACCCUUUGUGUGAGACAAAUGUCUAUGUUAUAGCACCGGAUGCACCGCUUCAUACAAAGUCUCAUUUGGUUGAAAAGUUUUCUGUACGAUUUCCAGGAAUGUCUUUGUUUGAGGUAAUCUCUGAUUUUUCUUUGCCCACCAGCAUAGGGCACUUAACAACACCCCUACAGCAAUCUUCGCGCCAAGGAAUUCUGGCGCAAAUGGUUCUUUGGAUGUUGCAGCAUCAUCUGCUUAUGCAACUACAUACAUAUGUGCAAUUUAUGGCAAGCGACAUGGAUGACCUGGAUAGUGACGAUGGCGGUGGUGAACUGGAGUCGGCAUCCCUAAUGGAUUUGGCAGGCUCUUUAUUGGGUCAAGAUGAUAUACUGAUGCCGGGACGAAGUAGUAACAGCGAUGAAGAUCUAGUUGCUGGUUCCUUACUGAGCAUUUCAAGUCAACCUUUGCCAGUGCCACAUACGAGUCGCCGCUCCUUAACCGAAGAUCGUUUUUCUGUCGGCGGUUCAACCAAUUCGGAAAACAUUGUUGCUCAGCCAUCUUCGAGUCAUAAAUCGAACUUUAGUAUGACAGCAUCAUUGAGUACUGAUAAUUGUGAUAGCAUUGACUCCAUCGAAGAUGAAGAAAAGAUCAAAGAGCUAUUACAAGUUUUCGAUGAUUCCGACCGUCCGGCAAUACGUCGCAUACCAGCUUCUGCUAGCCUCGAUGAUUUAUCGCUUAUGGUUAAGCUUUAUCAAGCAGGCUACUUCAGAAGCGAACAUCAUUUGGAAGAAAUAAUGUAUUUUGAAAAUUUAAGACGUUCACAACUGCUACAAUUGCUGGAUAAAUUUCGUGCAGUUUUGAUUAUUUAUGAAACAGAAGAUCCUGCAAUAGCAUCAAUGUACAAUAACAAAAUAGCAGGAGAGUGGUAAAUCGGCCAAUCCAUAGAAAAUACAGUAAGCAUCAAAACAAAAUGUACAAAUACAUUUGUUUUAAAAAAUAAUGUUCUUUCUCGAACAACGUUCCGUUUAGCGAUGAAAGUAAGUUUGUGGUAUGAGUCUAGGAAAAACCUGGCUUUUGUACUCUUUGUAUUGGCGCUUAGUGCAUAUAAAACGAAUAGGUUAAAUGAUAACUCAAGUUUCUACCGUUUCAAUCAACAUUCGGUUAGGUAGCAUUUAAAAUGUACUAAAUAUUUUUAUAUAAUAUAUGGAAAAAUUAUAAUUUUUCAGCUCUUUUUAUGUAUAUAACAGCUUAAAGCCAAAUUGUUACUUUUCUUUAUUUCUAACAAAGAUAUGAUACAUAUUGUUUUAGUGUAAGUAUCUUUCGUCAAACGAUGCAUCACUUAGUACUACACAAUAUAUGACUCGAUUCACAAAUGCAUUGUUCUUAGUUGGAAA
This is a messenger RNA of Stomoxys calcitrans (stable fly), 2872 nucleotides long. It is a transcript of the gene Nprl3, whose product is annotated as GATOR complex protein NPRL3. The coding region runs from base 437 to 2407 and encodes 656 amino acids. Gene Ontology annotation, biological process: positive regulation of autophagy; TORC1 signaling; cellular response to amino acid starvation. Gene Ontology annotation, cellular component: GATOR1 complex. Lineage: Eukaryota; Metazoa; Arthropoda; Insecta; Diptera; Muscidae. The transcript is spliced from 3 exons. The record is from RefSeq and is a predicted model, not a curated record.